Arabis nemorensis is the source of this 837-nucleotide messenger RNA. Lineage: Eukaryota; Viridiplantae; Streptophyta; Magnoliopsida; Brassicales; Brassicaceae. The record is from the annotation of a GenBank genome assembly.
AUGGUUUGGUUUCAAUGCGAGGACUGUGGAGAUAAUCUGAAGAAACCAAAGCUCCCGAAUCACUUCAGAAUGUGCAGUGCCACAAAGUUAUCGUGCAUCGAUUGUGGAGAAAUGUUUGGGAAAGAUAGUGCACAAGGACAUACCCAGUGCAUUACCGAAGCUGAGAAAUAUGGUCCAAAAGGGCAGUCAAAGGCAUCUAAUGGCACACCUGCAAAGCCAAAGGACAAGCAACAGCCCGAUUUCGAUAUAACUGUCGGCUUAUCGAACCGAUAUCCAUGGUUUUGUAGUUUGUGUAACACAAAGGCUACUAGCCAGCAGACGUUGCUUGCCCAUGCCGAUGGGAAGAAACACCGAGGAAAAGCAAAAGGCUUCCAUGCGAAACAACAAGAAUCAGAACAAUCUACGGUGGAUACGAAGGAUGCGAGCGAAAAUGCUUCUAAUGGUGAUUUGGAACAGAAGAAAGAAGAUUUACAUGUCGACUCAGGGGUUGCGAAUGUUGAGAAAAAGAGAAAGCUAGAGACUUUGGAUGAAACUGUGAACAACGGAGAGGUAGUUGAAGCCGAAGAAGUGAGAGGAGGUGGUGAAGUAAAGAAAGCAAAGAAGCAGGACCAUGAGAAGAAAAUCAAUUGGAAGAAGUUGAUCACAGCGGCUUUGAAAUCUAACGAAGAUAAAACUUUAAAGAUGAAGAAACUGAAGAAGCUGGUUCUGGAAUCUCUUGUGGAUUCAGGCAUAACUAAAGACAAAUCCGAGCUCAAGGCAGAGCUAGAGCUGAAGGUGAACUCGAGCUCCAGAUUCACGGUUGAUGGGAAGUACGUUAAACUUGCCGCUAAAGACUGA